AUGGCCGACCAUCACGAGCCCAGCAGACAGCGUUCGACUUCCCGGACGCGCAUGUCGCGUCCAACAACCCCGCUGCGCCCUUCGUCGCGAUCUUCUUUUAGAGAGUCUGCCCGCGAAAGCAUUCAUGGCGGCGAACCUUUCCCCCUCAACACCUUCGAGCCCGCCUUUGCAGAGUUGUCCGACGCCAUGGCCGACCUGGAAGCCAAUAUGAUGCAUUUCCAGCUGAUGCACGAGAGUUUGGCCCGCUUCAGCGAGUCCUUCGCCAGCUUUCUGUAUGGCCUCAACAUGAACGCCUUCUGCGUCGAUUAUCCUGAAGGGCCAAUCGCGGAAUCUUUUCGACGUGUGAAGGAGCAAGAAGAGCCCGGCGUAAGCUCAGCACCUGCUCGCGUAGCGCAAUCCGUACCAGAGAACGACGGCGAAAUGACCUUUAUGACUACGGACGUUUCCUUUGUCGAAAAUCCUCCCGCUUCCGCCAAACCGACCCCGAGAUUGAAGAACCCCGAAACAAAGGGAUCACGAGUUCCGGCUCCGAGCAUUCGCGGCGCUUCGACGCGGGGUACCAGGGGAGCACGUCGUGGGGCCGCCGAGUCUGAAAGAGGCCGGCCUAGCGGUCUGGCUCGAGCUCGCGGCCGUGGUGUUCGGUGA
Molecule: messenger RNA, 645 nt
Organism: Colletotrichum karsti
Lineage: Eukaryota; Fungi; Ascomycota; Sordariomycetes; Glomerellales; Glomerellaceae
Product: DASH complex subunit Dam1
Exons: 4
Coding region: 1-645 (214 amino acids)
Biological process (GO): mitotic sister chromatid biorientation
Cellular component (GO): mitotic spindle polar microtubule; mitotic spindle; mitotic spindle pole body
Source: RefSeq, a predicted model, not a curated record